Molecule: messenger RNA, 651 nt
Organism: Scaptodrosophila lebanonensis
Lineage: Eukaryota; Metazoa; Arthropoda; Insecta; Diptera; Drosophilidae
Product: probable insulin-like peptide 5
Exons: 2
Coding region: 61-492 (143 amino acids)
Cellular component (GO): extracellular region
Molecular function (GO): hormone activity
Source: RefSeq, a predicted model, not a curated record
CUUGCCACCGGAGUCGAGUCAUUGGCACAAAUUGUUUUACGGGAUAAUACGUACUCGUACAUGACCAUGAUGCAGAAAUCGACGAUGAGGCUGGCAUUGCUCCUGGUUCUGGUGACGAUCUAUGUCACAUUGUUGCCACACAAUAUUCUUACUGAAGCGGCACCCAGCAAACGCAACCGAAUACAAAUAUGUGGAAAUCAACUGUCGGACACGGUGACCAUGAUUUGCCGCGGAAGGUUUAACUCCCACAGACUCUUGAAGCGAACCAGCAAUUUACUCGACAUAUUUGAUUAUGUGGAUCAUCUGGAUGAGGCAGAGGAUGACAUUGAAAGUGGCAAUGAGUUGGCAUUGCCGGACACAGAGAACGCCUGGUGGCAGCCCCAUAGUCGUAACUCCCUUGUUGGUACCCGAAGACGUGUGCGCGGACUCGCGGACGAGUGUUGCAAGAAGGCUUGCUCAAUUAGCGAAAUGAAACAUUACUGUCUAAAUUAGGUGUAGAGGAAGAGAACACACCCGAAUACCCAUUGGCCGACUGGACUCGCUCUGAAACAUUACCUUAGACUUUGUUGUUAUUUAUAUAUAUAUAGUAUUUGUAUAGUAUAUAUCUAAAUGUAAAUUCUUUAUUGAAAUUAACUAUGCGCGCUGUUUAUU